UUUCUCUCUUACUUUCGCGGGCCUGGGCUUCAGAAAACGUGACGUAAAAGUAAAGGCGGGAACAUCUGGUGACGCAACCAGGAAAUCCAACAACAGUUGAUGCAUCCUUCGGAGGUCCCUCAGAAGGAGUCGCCUUUAAAGGCCGGGUCCUACGAAGGAUGCAGACCCUGAAUUGGGACACAGAGAAAAAGCUCACUGGCUGCUGCUGAGGCUUAAAUAUGACUUAUUAUCAAACUCUUUUCCUUUAAACUGAAGCCUUGUUGAUGUGGAGUUCCCUCAGAGCAUCAUCAUUAAGAGUAAACAGUUUAACCUUUGUUUACACCUGAUGUUUAGAUGGAGGCGAUGGAGGUGGACUCCCCCAUGGAGCUGCAGCGAGGACGCAUCAGGCAGCCGGAGGCCGCCGCAGCCGCUGCAGCUGCAGGUCGGGCGGAGAACGCCGACGGACCGCACGUCAUCUCCGACUCUGGGAGCAGCACAGAAGUGGACGAUGAUGAUGAUGAUGAAGAUAGAAACGGAGGACGGCAGGCUUCGGCUCGGCCGCCGUCCUUCCUGCUUCCUGCCGCCUGGGCGUUCAGUCAGAGAGCCGUGGGCGGAGCCACGACGUCAGCGUCUCAGGGAGCGCCGAUACGGAGGAGACUCAGACAGGGCCUCAGGGUGCACUACCCCAGUCAGACUGCAGCGCCCUCUAGAGGUUUCCCUGACUUCCUGCUGCGAGCUCCGGCCGCCACCGUAGCCGAACCGGAGUCCGGCAGCACAACGGAGGUCAGCGAGUCUGACGAGGAGGAAGAGGAGAGAGGCGAUGAAGAACAGGCUCCUGUUGCCGCGGCGCCCGCGGAACCCGCCCAGCCCCCUCCGUCUGCCGGUCCUCAACCCGGAGCCUCCAGUCCGGCACAGGAAGCUCCAACCUCUGCAGACGCUGAGAGGACAGACGCUCAAAUUCUGGACGUUAAGUCGGUCCCUGCAGCCUCUGCUUUAGUCCCGCCGCCUCACACCGAUGAAGGCGAAGGCGACACCUGCACCAUCUGCUUCGAGCCGUGGACGACGGCGGGCGAACAUCGACUCUCCGCUCUGCGCUGCGGUCACCUGUUCGGCUUCACCUGCAUCCAGCGCUGGCUGAAAGCUCAGGGACCGGCUGCUAAAUGUCCGCAGUGCAACAAGAAAGCGAAACGUUCAGACAUCGUUCUGCUUUACGCUCCGAAGCUCCGAGCGCUCGACAACACCGAGCAGGAGAGUCUGAAGAAGUCUCUGGAGCAGGAGCAGUCUCUGAGGAGGAAAGCUGAACUGGAGUCAGCUCAGUAUAAACUGAAGCUUCAGGUCGUCACCAACAAAUACGGACAAGCACAACAGGAGCUGCAGGAGUUGAGAGCUCUGAUGGCUCAGGCUGGGAGAAGUUUAGCUCCUUCCUCUUCUUCUUCCUCCUCCUCCUCUUCCUCGCUGCUCCUCGGUCUCUCUCAGAGGUCCGACGGCUCCAGAGCGGGUCAGUACGGCUUCUCCAAGGCGGUGCUGCUCACUCAGGCCGGAGGCUGCAGAGUUUUAUCCUACUGUGAACCUCUGAGCUGCCUGCUGGCCUCGCAGCCUUCUCCUCAAGCCACGCUGGUGCCUGGCUGCGGGGUGAAGAAGGUGAGCGUGGUGACGAUGAAGGCCAGUCACUACGUUCCCAUCCACAGCAAACAGAUCCGAGGUCUGUCCUUCAACAGACAGAACGACAGUCUGCUGCUGUCCGCUGCGCUGGAUAAUACCAUCAAACUCACCAGCCUGCUGACCAACACGGUGGUUCAGACCUAUAAUGCAGGGAAGCCGGUGUGGAGCUGCUGCUGGUGUUUGGACAACAGUAACUACGUCUACGCCGGUCUGAGUAACGGCUCCGUGCUCGUCUACGACACCAGAGACACGAGUACACACGUACAGGAGCUGCAGCCGCUACGCUCCAGGUGUCCCGUGGCGUCCCUCUGCUACGUCCCUCGUGCAGCGUCCAGCUCGUUCCCGUGUGGCGGUCUCAUCGCCGGCUCUCUGGAAGGCGGAUGUUUCUGGGAGCAGGUCAACGAGAACACCUACAGACCUCACAUCCUGCCGCUGGAGACCGCCGGCUGCACCGACAUCCAGGUGGAGACGGAGAGCCGACACUGUCUGGUCACCUACAGGCCAGGUCGCUCCAACCCGUCUCUGCGCUGCGUCCUGAUGUCUCUGAACCGAACGCCGCAGCAGGACUCGGCUCAGGUUCCCAGCUGUUCCUGUUCGCCGGUUCAAACGUUCAGCGCCGGCUCGUCCUGCAAACUGCUCACCAAGAACGCCGUCUUCAGGAGUCCUGAUGGCGCCGGCACGCUGGUGUGCGCCGGAGACGAGGCGACCAACUCCACCAUGGUGUGGGACGCUGGUAGCGGCUCUCUGCUCCAGAAGCUUCCAGCUGAUCUCCCUGUUUUGGACAUCAGCCCGUUCAAAGUUAACGGAGAAAACUUCCUGGCGUCGCUCACUGAGAAGAUGCUGAAGCUCUACAGGUGGGAGUGAAGGAGGAAGAUCUCUCUCUCUCUCUCUCUCUGUCUCUCUCUCUCUCUGUCUCUCUUUCUCUCUGUCUCUCCCUCUCUCUCUCUCUGUCUCUCUCUCUCUCUCUCUCUCUCUCUCUCUCUCUGGCGUCGUCAUGGCAACAGACCAGCGUUCGUGGAAACUGUGGGAAAUUAAAUGCUGCUAAACUUUUUUUAUCUGUACGUUUACACACAGAAAAAAAAAAAACUCUGAUCGGCGGGAGGAAACAUUUCAAACAUCCUGAAUGUUCUUAAUUUUUUGAUCUUUUUUUUCUAAUUUUUUUCUUUUAAAUCCAACAUUCAUUAUACUCCAUCUGUUAACCUUUGACCCUAAAUGAAGCCUGAGUGAGUCAGAAGGUGUUAAAAAAUCAUCCAAUAAGAGGACAGAUGUGUAAAAAUGUGGUUCUGCUGCAGUGAGCUCCUGUUUUAAAAAUUACCGUAUUGGCACGAGUAGAAGGGCAACACUGAUUUAUAAAACACCCUCCUCUGUUCCAACACCUGUAUUUGGACAUACAUCACACACACUCUCUCAAACACACACACACACACACACACACACUCUCCUUUAUAAAUACGUUUUUUAAGAAGUUCAAUCAUAAUUUUCCAUCAUUCCUUUAUAUUCAUGCCAAUACGGUAAUCUGAUCUUUUAAAUACAGGAGGAAAAAGUCUUAAUUAACAGUGUGAAAGUGAUCAGAUCAUCUUCACAUGAAGGGUGAUGAAGAUGAUAUUGUGUCUCCUGUUGCUGCUGAUUUCAGUCUGAUGAUAAAGUGUGAAAGUGAACAUCUAUAAAUUAUGUAUAUUUACAUUUUUACACAGCUCAUUAAGUUCCCUUUUUAAUUUCUGUACAGUGUGAAAAUCAGUCAGAAGCUUGUUUGAGUUGAUUAAAUCCAUCACAGUCAACAUUAAAUCUGCAUUAAACACAUUAAUUACCUCCACAAUUAGACUUUUAACUCAUUAUAAUUGAGGUAGAAGUGAGAAGUGACAAGAUAUAUAAUUACAGAGAUGGCAGAUAGUGUGUUUUGAGGUGUUGUCAUGACAUAAUUAAUCCACCAGGGGGCGCCGAUGGUUAGUAAACGACCUGCUCACUACUGCAGGUUUCUUAUAACACACUGAUCUCCAACCCUGAGCUACUGUCCUGCAUGUUUUAGGGUUUAUCUCUCCACUCUAUCACACCUGAUUUUAAUUAAUUAGCUCGUUAUCAAGCAGCUGGAGCUCGUUAAGAGG
Messenger RNA from Scomber scombrus (Atlantic mackerel), 3743 nucleotides. It is a transcript of the gene rfwd3, whose product is annotated as ring finger and WD repeat domain 3. Gene Ontology annotation, molecular function: ubiquitin protein ligase activity; protein binding. Gene Ontology annotation, biological process: protein ubiquitination; double-strand break repair via homologous recombination; interstrand cross-link repair. NCBI's taxonomy places the organism in Eukaryota, Metazoa, Chordata, Actinopteri, Scombriformes, Scombridae. The record is from RefSeq and is a predicted model, not a curated record. Gene Ontology annotation, cellular component: nucleus; site of double-strand break.